UACAAUAAAGCAGCACUGUUCGUUACUGUUACAUGCUUGUGUCAGUCCACACGUUAAACAUGGUGUCAGAAGUCGGCCUGAAAACCCUGCUCACCCGUGAAAAAGCUCACCAAACGUAAGAAACUGUGUCUGACUUUUGACUAUAGCAUCGCUAGGAUCAACUGUUUUGCCCUGUGACUCAUGUAGGCAGUCGCUGGGAACGCUAAAAGUUGACCUUAUUCACCGCGUAGUUUUCGCCACGCACGGACAGUCAUCUACGGUGGCCUGUACUUGCCACGUACGGCCAUACUUCUAUAUGCAUAGGACAAUCGUGAUUCUGUGUUGUCAUUAUGGCACAGUCACUGAUUCCGGCUCCAUCAAAGAUGGAUGUGAAAGGCGAUAUAGUCAGCAACUGGCAGUAUUUCAGAAAUAGUUGGCAGAACUAUGAAAUAGCUAUUGGACUGACAGGAAAACCAGACACCAUUCGAGUUGCUACCCUGCUUUCAGUAAUGGGUAAAGAAUGUUACCAAGUAUACGAGAACCUGCCUUUGACUGAGGAAGAGAAACAAAACUCUAAAACAAUCCUCGAGAAUUUCGGUGAGCAUUUUGAGCCUAAAAGAAACAUAAUCUAUGAACGUUAUGUGUUCAACUCGGCCACUCAAGACGCAAACGAGAACAUUGAACAGUAUCUCAACCGUUUACGCAAAUUAGCAUCAACAUGCAAAUUUGGUGCUCUCCAAGACGAAAUGCUGCAAGAUCGGCUUGUGAUUGGCAUCAGAGACAAUCCAACACGCGCAAGACUGCUCAGAGAGUCAAAACUGACACUUACCAAGGCCCUCGAUAUCUGUAGAAGCAGUGAAGCCACUUCGCUACCAUAUGAAUUUCUUAGCGCAACCUAAGCGACAGGCUUCCGCUGCAUUUUGUGCAAAGUGGAAAUCCUCCAAAAAACCUCCAAAAACGCACAAUUUUUUUCCUUUUUGAGAGCAUAACUUUUGAACCCUCGAUGCUUUCAAGUUCGUUCUUUCGGCAAAUUGAAAGCUCAUUAUUCCUCUUUUUAAUGAUAUUUUAAGAUUAUUUUUUAAUUACUUUAAAGAUCCGUCAUUUUUCAAGUACAAACAGUCGGUAUCUCCAAUUUUACAAUGCAAAAACGAUGUUCACGAAGAAUCCUGUCACACAACGCGGCUCAUAUGAACUCACAACUCUGGACGCCCUCUACCGAUUUCUUUUUUUCGAGCUAUAAAAUAAACAGCAUGAGUUUGUCCAAAGCUGAUGUAAAAAUGAAGUUGAUUGGCCAAUGUUAAAGCCCGUCCAUUUCAGCCUAAAGUUUUGCGCUAAUCAGAAGCGUUGUUUGAAACUGCAUUGGAACGUGUACGAUCAACAGAUGAUAAUCGACCUACUCCGAUUGCUGUGCUGCCAACUUGCUGUUUCUCUCCGAAUCCGAUGGAAUUAAGGACGAAGAAAAAUAUAGACUACUGUGCCCUUGACAGAGGUGAGCCCAUCAAAGCUGUGGCGGAGAAGACGUGGCCAACAGCAAAAACUGUGGUGAUUUGAGACAAUAGACCGCCCAAUCAGAGGAAGUCAGAGCUGCCAUAUCUUUAGCCACAUUUAUCUCAUUGCCAGAGCUUACUUUUGCCAACAAAUUCGAACUAUUUUAUGUUAAAAAUCAUGUAUAUGAAUGUACAUGUACGUAUGUUAGUUGUUCCUGAUAGCCAUUGCAAUUGUAUUGUGUACUUUGAUGUUUUAUGUUGUAUGUUAUAAUUGUCUUAUCCAUACGCCUUGUUUGACGUGUGUGAAAUAAAAUAAAACAGGAAUACAUGCAGAUAAAUUGUUUUUUUUUAGUCAUAAAGGAAGUCACCAUAUCAGUACUUGUGUCGCCAAUUGUUUAUGUUCAACAACCACUUCCUCUUAUGCAGCCUACUCCCCCACCCCUGCUUUGAAAGUGGGAUAUUCCAUCAGCUCAUUGCCCUUCUUCAUGGAUGAACGAACACCUCACAGACCUUGUAUGAGAUAAGGGCACACACGUAACUCUAAGGGCAGAUGCACAGCAUUUGUUGAAGCUUCUUAAGUGUCGAAUUUGACUUCGAGGAAUUCAUAUGUCUCCAGUUGAUGGAGAAGACAGAGGAAAAAGUGCAUCAGGUCAAAUCUAAGCCCAAAUCACAAAGCCGGCAGCACAAGCAGUCAACAUGCGAGUACUGUGGAGAGAGCCACCAACGUGGGAAGUGCCCAGCCUACGGACACGAGUGCCUUAAAUGUCACAAGCAAAACCACUUUGCAAAGGUGUGCCAAUCAGCAGGACCAGACAAAAGUGGCAAACCCAAAGCAUGGCCAAAGAAGAACGCUAAGCAGAAAGUUCAUCAAGUUGCCGCUGACGCAGAUGAUCUCAGCAGUGAUGAGAGCAUCUACAACAUACAUACGGUUUCAAAGGGCACCCAGUACUUUGUCAAUCUGCAGACCAGACCUCGCUCAGGUGGCACACCAGCAGUCCUGAAGUUCCAGAUAGACACUGGUGCUACAUGCAGCACACUGAGACUUCAGGAUUACCAGAGAGUGACAACAGAGCCGUUGCAGCCAUCAACAGCAAAACUGAGGCUGUAUGACAAGUCAGUCAUUAAGCCCACUGGAGCAACUACACUCCGGUGUAAGACAGACAAUGGAACGACAAAACUCAUUCACUUUGAGGUUGUGGACAAAGCACCAACAUCCUUGCUGUCAGGCAGAGCCAGCGAGGCAUUGGAACUGCUGCAAUUCAGCCAGGAGCAUGUAGUUCACACAGUCAGGAAAGAACCAACCCUGACUAAGGACUACAUACUGCAAGAAUACAAGGACAUAUUCACAGGCUUGUGCAAACUUCCAGGACACUAUCACAUCGAGUUGGAUGAGAUGGUAAAGCCAGUACAGAACACCAGACGCAGAGUUCCUAUCCCAAUACGAGAGGAGCUGAAAGCAAAGCUCCAGAGUCUGGAACAAGAGAAAAUCAUCCGGAAAGUUGAAGAGCCAACUUCCUGGAUAAGCAGCAUGGUGGUCGUGAAGAAACCCAACAAGCUCCGCAUCUGCCUCGACCCCCAGAACCUGAACAAAGGCAUCAAGAGGAACCACUACCCAAUACCGACUAUUGAGAAAGUGGCACCGAGACUUGCAAAGGCCAAAGUCUUCUCGGUCGUUGACGCCAAAGACGGCUUCCUACAAGUCGUUCUAGACGAGGAGUCGAGCUACCUGACCACAUUCUGGACACCCCAUGGUCGGUAUCGUUGGCUUCGAAUGCCAUUUGGAAUCUCCUCAGCGCCUGAAGAGUUCCAGCGGAGAUUGGAUGUAGCCCUAGAGGGGCUAGACAACGUUGAAGUCAUCGCUGAUGACAUCAUCAUAUACGGCACUGGUGACACAGAGGAAGAAGCAGAAGCGUCACACGACACUGCCUUCAUAGCCCUCUUGAACAGAUCCAGAGAGCGUGGGCUAAAGCUCAACGCCAAGAAGAUCAAGUUCAAGAUGCCAAGUGUUGCCUACAUGGGCCACGUCAUCAGCGCCCAAGGACUGGCACCCGAUCCUGACAAAGUCAGAGCGGUGCAAGAGAUGCCCAAACCCACAGACGUACAGGGAGUACAGAGGUUGCUUGGAGUAGUAACCUAUCUGGCCAAGUUUAUGCCCAGACUCAGCGCAGUUUGUGAGCCACUGAGACGGCUUACGGACAAAGAUGUCAUGUUUGAUUGGAUGCCCCAGCAUGACAAGGCGCUGGACACAAUCAAACAACUGACCACACAUGCCCCUGUACUGCAGUUCUAUGACAUCAAGAAAGAGGUCUCCAUCGAGUGUGACAGCUCGGACGUGGGGUUGGGAGCCGUCCUCACCCAAGAGGGCAAACCAAUAGCAUACGCGUCACGCAGCCUCACUUCAAGUGAACGCCACUACGCCCAAAUUGAAAAGGAAUGUCCAGCCAUUGUCUUCGCAGCAGAGCGUUUCGACCAGUACAUCCUAGGACGUAGCAACGAGCGGAUCCAGACUGACCAUAAGCCGCCCAUGCCCAUCUUCACCAAACCCAUCCUCACCAAUCCCAAGCGCUUACAGAGGAUGCGGCUCAGGUUGCAGAAAUACUCACUCAACGUGGAGUAUAAGCCUGGACCUGAAAUGUACAUCAGUGACACCCUCUCACGAGCAUCGCUGCCUCAACGAGAAGUCACAAGUGACACGCCACCAUAUGUCAUCUUCCAGGUUGCAGAAGAAUGCCAUUUCCAGGAGGAGUUGGCAGAAAUCAACAUGGAGGCUGACGUGUUUGUCUCAGACGAGAGACUCCAGCGUAUCCAAGAGGAGACUCUCAGAGACACAACUUUCCAAACGUUGGCAAACAUGGUCAUUACGGGAUGGCCAAGCAACAAGCAGGAGGUACCCCUAUGUAUCCGCGAGUAUUGGCCCUACCGGGAUGAGCUAGCCACACAGAAUGGUAUCAUCUUCAGAGGCACCAGAGUUGUGAUACCCACCAAUAUGAGACGUGAUCUUAUCGUCAGAGCCCAUGCAUCACACCUAGGGAUCCAGAGCAGCAUCAACAAAGCCCGUGAGAUAAUGUUCUGGCCACAUAUGAGCCAGGAACUGACUGAAGCCAUUCAGAAGUGCCCUACUUGUCAGAAGGCCCAACCAGCAAACUGCAAAGAGCCUCUAAUGACGCAUCCCCUACCCACAGUGCCGUGGCAAGUUGUUGCCACUGACUGUUUCGAGCUAGACGGUCAGUCGUACUGUGUCUUCAUAGAAGUUGUGGAACUGGAGGACAUGACCACGGAGACUCUGGUGAAGAAAACCAAACCAGUCUUUGCCACACACGGCAUACCAGCUACGCUGAUCAGUGACAAUGGGCCAAACCUUGCCUCUCGUGAGUUCAGGCAGUUUGCUCGCGAAUGGGACUUUCGCCACAUCACUACAAGCCCUCACCACAGCAGAGCCAAUGGCAAAGCUGAAUCCGCCGUCAAGAUCGCAAAAGGUCUCAUCAGAAGAUCCAAACGCGAUGGUGGAGACAUGUGGCAGUCCAUUCUCGAGUGGCGUAACACUCCAACACCCAGGAUGGACAGCUCUCCGGUCCAACGCCUCAUGUCACCCAGAAGCAGAACCCUUAUGCCGUGCAACAACACACUGUACAAACCAGAAAUCCAGGAAGCUGUGCCAGACCAGAUAGCGCGAAAGAGACAACAGGCCAAGAAAUUCUACGACCGCACUGCCAAACCACUCCCACAGCUGGUAGUUGGCCAAACUGUAAGGGUCAAAACCCGCCCUCAGGUCGACCAUGCUCCUUGGAAACCUGGGGUCAUCAAAGACAAGGUUGCCCCUCGAAGCUACAUUGUUGAGGUGGAUGGGCGACGGUACCGCAGAAACAGAGUUCACCUCAGGGACACACUGGUUACACACGACACCAGAAAGCCAUCUGACAGUGAAGCCCUGAUCAUGGACAUAGCUCCCACAACACCUGACCCAAUGGCAAAAUCAUUAGACUCUCACAGUGAGCCACAGGUGGUUACUAGGUCCGGCAGAAUCUCCAAGCGUCCUCAAUAUCUAAAGGACUACGUGACCUAAACGACCACGGUCAUAAGGAGAACUGUUACAAAACUCCCACAAAUGAACUCAGACAUUUGUUGUUACUUAUGCUUUUUUUUCAGCAUUUUCUGUACUUAUUAGCAUGUGAAGUGUUUACUCUUAGCUUUAGUGUUUAUCCAGCUGUUUGCAAAAUAUUGUUGUUGCCGUUCAAAAAAGAAAAAAAAGGAGUUGUUAUGGAAAAAAUGUAUGGGCAAGACAUUUAACUCCAAACAAAGGGAGAUGUUAUGGCAUUAGACAGAUCAUAUGGCAAUUAUAGUGCCCCGUAGUUUUAGCCAAGCCAUCCCUGUGUUCCAUACGUUCUAGAGCAUACAAUAAAGCAGCACUGUUCGUUACUAGACUGU
Messenger RNA from Patiria miniata (bat star), 5891 nucleotides. RefSeq lists its product as uncharacterized. The coding region runs from base 2086 to 5529 and encodes 1147 amino acids. Gene Ontology annotation, biological process: DNA integration. The record is from RefSeq and is a predicted model, not a curated record. Lineage: Eukaryota; Metazoa; Echinodermata; Asteroidea; Valvatida; Asterinidae. Gene Ontology annotation, molecular function: nucleic acid binding. The transcript is spliced from 2 exons.